Molecule: messenger RNA, 504 nt
Organism: Phytophthora sojae
Lineage: Eukaryota; Oomycota; Peronosporomycetes; Peronosporales; Peronosporaceae
Exons: 1
Source: RefSeq, a predicted model, not a curated record
AUGAGGGCUCCACAGUUGACACCACUGCUGUUCCUAGCUCUGCACCCUCAUCGCGCCGCCGAUGCCGUUGAGGUGAGCGUCUGCGCCGACGCCACGUACGACUUGGCCUCGAGUCGAGGUGGCGUCUGCUCGGGGAGCGGCAGUGCACCCAUAGGGUCGGCCUGCCCGCUGAAAGGCGACGUGGCCGUCUCCGACUGCCGCGCGUACCUGCCGUCCUUCGUGGGCGGGAGCUGCGUGGCGCGCGAAGACGCCGAGUGUCGACUGGUCACGGGAUCGACGUGGGGCUGCGUCCUGCCGUCGGUCGGCUGCGGCCAGCCGGCCACCGAGUGCCCCACGUGGGACGUGAGCGAGUCGGACGUGGCGGUGGAUAUCGACACGAGCUACCUGUUCGACGGCAACGAGGAGUACGACCAGAGCUGGUUCGUGCAGACGUCGGCGGUGAGGGAGCUGUACAACUGCGGAGAGAAGCCCACGGCGGCACCCACGACGUCGCCGACCACUGAA